This is a messenger RNA of Carassius carassius (crucian carp), 3645 nucleotides long. Its product is annotated as NACHT, LRR and PYD domains-containing protein 12-like. The coding region runs from base 23 to 3631 and encodes 1202 amino acids. NCBI's taxonomy places the organism in Eukaryota, Metazoa, Chordata, Actinopteri, Cypriniformes, Cyprinidae. Gene Ontology annotation, molecular function: protein binding. The transcript is spliced from 10 exons. The record is from RefSeq and is a predicted model, not a curated record.
AGCAGUGAGUGGGUGAAGGACGAUGGCAUCUGGUCAGCAGGAUUGGGACACACAAGAUGAGCCGGAAAGAAAAAAGCAGAACCUUGAGGAAGACCAGAAGAGCAGCAUUGCUAACACUGGAGUCAGUGUUAAUGUGAAUGCUGAGACUGGAGGAUCUGUAAAUGCUCCCGUACUCACUGGAAACAUCAUCACUGCUCCAGUGACCAUCAACUACAGCACUGGAGGACAUGAGCCCCGAAAAAUCUCAGAGACAGAGGCAGCAGAGAAACACACCGAAAAACAAGAUCUGAUUCUGAAAAAAUUCUUGGAAACUCACAAAGCCAACAUGAAAAAGAAAGCAGAAUGCAUUUCUGAGGGAAAGAAAGAAAAUGAAGCAAAUCUCCAGGCUGUUUACACAGAGCUCUUCAUCACUGUGGGAGAUAUGAAAGAUGUUCAUCAGGAACAUGAGAUUCUGAAGAUUGAUGAUGCUAUCAACAAGAAAAAACAAACAGAGGACAAACCAAUCCAAUGCAAUGAUGUAUUUAAAUUAUUAGAAGACAAGAAGAAGAUUGUGCUGACUAAGGGAGUUUCUGGCAUUGGAAAAACUGUCUCUGUGCACAAGUUCAUCCUGGACUGGGCAGAAGGAAAAGCCAAUCAGGAUAUAAAGUGUGUGUUCCUGCUUCCAUUCAGAGAGAUUAACUUUAUGAACGAUGAAGAUUUCAGUCUCCAUGAGUUUCUGCUGGAAUUUUAUCCUGAACUGGGGGGCCUGGAGAAAACCAACUUAUAUAAGGAAAGCAAUAUAGUGUUUAUUUUUGAUGGACUUGAUGAGAGUCAUCUGCCUUUGAAUUUUAAUACUAGAACAUCAACAAGAGCCAUUGUUGAGAAAAGAUCAUCAGUAGAUAUGCUGUUUACAGGUCUGGUCAAAGGUCAGCUGCUUCCAUUAGCUCUGGUCUGGGUGACAUCACGACCAGCAGCAGCCAAUCAGAUCCCUCCUCAGUAUGUGGGUUUGUUCACAGAGGUGCGAGGAUUCACAGACCAACAGAAGGAGGAGUAUUUUAGAAAGAAAAUCACAGAUGAGACCCUGGCCUCCAGAAUCAUCACACACAUUAAGACAUCUUGUAGUCUCUACAUCAUGUGCCACAUUCCUCUGUUCUGCUGGAUCACAGCCACAGUACUUCAGGAUAUUCUCAUCAAGAACAGUGAAGAGAACUUCAGCACAACACUCACUGAAAUGUACAUCCACUUUCUGCUGAUACAGAUGAACAUCAAAAGCCAAAAGUAUGACGUAAAAGCAGAAAGAGAAUAUACAAAGAACUUAGAUUCAAACAGAACAAUGAUUUUAAAGUUAGCCAAGCUAGCAUUUGAAGAGCUGAAGAAGAAAAACAGUGUGUUCUAUGAGAAAGAUCUGAAAGCAUGUGGUAUUUUUGUGAGUAAAGACACUGAGUUCACAGGAAUGAUCACUGAGAUCUUUAAGAAGGAAGAUGGACUUCAUGACAAGAAGGUCUUCUCCUUUAUGCAUCUGAGUGUUCAAGAGUUUCUCGCUGCAGUGCAUGUGUUCCUCUGUUACCUGAACAAAAACAUGCAAGAGCUUGAGUUUUUCUUUGAUAAGCCAGAAGAAAAAAGCAAAUUGCAGAAGCACCAGGUUUUCUCUGAUGAGCCAGAAGAAAAUAGCACAUUGCAGGAGCACCAGUUUUUCUCUGAUGAGCCGGAAGAAAAUAGCACAUUGCAGGAGCUUCAGUUUUUCUUUGAUAAGCCAGAAGAAAAAAACACAUUGCAGGGGCUACUGCAGAAGGCUGUUGAUAAAGCCACGGAGAGUAAGAGAGGACAUUUAGACCUGUUCCUGCGGUUUCUGGUGGGCAUUACACUGGAAUCCAGUCAAAACCUGCUCCAAGGUCUGAUCACACACACUGAAGACACCACAAAGAGCAUCAGACAAACAACUCAAUACAUUAAACAAGAGCUAAACAGUUACUCGAUCUCAAAUGAAGCUUCAGUCAACCUAUUCUACUGUUUGCUUGAGCUCAAGGAUCGUUCAUUAUAUGAGGAAAUCCAGAGAUACCUCAGUUCAGAUGAACAUCCGGGAAGAAAACUCUCAUCUUCAAUGUGUUCAGUGCUGACCUAUAUACUGCUGAUGUCAGAGAAGGUGCUGGAUGAGUUCAACCCAAAGAGAUUCACAUCAUCUUCAAACUACAAGAGACUCAUUCCAGCUGUGAGAUGCUGCAGAACAGCACUAUUUGAUGGCUGUGGUCUUGAUGAGACAUGCUGUGAAACUGUAUGUUCAGCGCUCCACUCGUCAGACUCUCAUCUGAGAGAGCUUGACCUGAGUAGAAAUCACUUGCAGGAUUCAGGAGUGAAGCUGGUGUAUGAUGGACUGAAGAGUUCACACUGUCAGCUGAACAUAUUGAGGCUAUGUGGCUGUAAUCUCACUGUUCAGUCCUGUGAAAGUUUAUCAUUAGCUCUACAAUCCUCAACCUCCUGUCUGAAAGAGCUGGACCUGAGCAACAAUGACCUGAACGAUUCUGGAGUUAAGCUUAUUUCUGAUGGACUGAAGAGUUCACACUGCCAGCUAGAGAUACUGAGAUUUUCCAUCUGUAAUCUCACUACUCUUUCUUGUGAGAGUUUGUCAUCAGUUUUACAAUCCUCAAACUCCUUUCUGAAAGAGCUGGACCUGAGCAACAAUGACCUGAUGGAUUCUGGAGUGAAGCUUAUUUCUGAUGGACUGAAGAGUUCACACUGUCAGCUGGAGAUACUGAGGUUGUCUGGCUGUAUGGUGACAGAGGAAGGCUGUGGUUAUUUGUCUUCAGCUCUGAGUUCAAACCCCUCCCACCUGAGAGAGCUGGAUCUGAGCUACAAUCACCCAGGAGAUUCAGGAGUGAAGCUACUCUCUACAAAACUCAAGAAUCUGAACAAACUCAAUGUGGAUCAUGGAGAAGAAUAUUACGUAAUUACAGAAGGACUACACAAAUAUUCCCAUCAGCUCACUCUGGAUCUGAACACGAUGAAUACACUCCUCCGUCUGUCUAAUGGCGACAUAGUGAUUACUCACACUGACAUAGAUCACCAGUAUCCUGAUCAUCCAGACAGAUUUGAUGGUGUGCCACAGGUGUUGUGUGAAGAGAGUGUGUGUGGACGCUGUUACUGGGAGCUACAGUGGAGUGGAGAUGUGGAUAUAUCAGUGUCAUAUAAGAGCAUUGGCAGGAAGGGACAGGGUAAUGAGUGUAUGUUUGGAUCUAAUGAUCAGUCCUGGAGUUUGUGCUGCUCUCCCUACAGUUACUCUUUCAGACACAAUAACAUAUUGACUGUUCUCCCUGUGGAGCCCACAAGAGUGUAUGAUGAUGAUGAUUUCCGUACAAUGGGAGUGAAUGAGGAGGAUGCUCAUUAUAUCAGAAGUAUAGGAUUAUAUGAUGGUGAUGAUGAUUAUGAUAAUGAUGAUGAUUUCAGUAGAAUAGAAGUGUUUGAUGAGGAUAUCAGGAGAAUAGGAGUGUAUGUGGAUCACAGUGCAGGAACUCUGUCCUUCUACAGUGUCUCUGACUCAAUGAGCCUCAUCCACUCAGUCCAGACCACAUUCACUCAGCCGCUCUAUCCUGGGAUUAGGGUUGGUUUUAGAUCAUCAGCGAAGCUGUGUGAGACUGGCGAGAUAUUCUACCCAUAAUGCUUUAAGCUGCA